UCAUCCAAUAGCAGAGCGGAUCCUCCAGCGUGUCGCGGUCGCAUUCCAAACAGCUACAUUUUGAAUAACUAGUGCGCUCGAGGUGACGUUACUUUGCAGCCUAAGUAGUGCGCAUGAAGAGGGAGCGAGGAUGUGAUUGAGAUCGAGCCGGUGGUCGAGCGGAGGAUAAUAUGACAGUCUCUUCACAACCGUUUCAGCUGCCUGCAAAGAGCGACGUUUAUAAUUUUACUAGCUACGCUUUUUUCUAUCGUUGAUAAAUUUAAAAUAAUAACAAUAAUAACAAUAACCAGUUGCUAAGAGCUAUUGGUUGAUGAUGUAGCUUAGCCUAAUUAGUUUUAGUUCAACUUGAGCUGAUUAUUUUUGCACAAAGUCUGGCACUUUGUGUUUAUUUUUUGUUAAUUUUUCACUUUUCAGAUCAACUAGCAGCUCAUUUUUAGGUUUAUUUCCACUAAAACGUCAAGUAAAGUAUUUUUAAAGAGUGCAGAGGGGAAAAAAUUGGGCUUGUAAUUUUAAGCAUUAAAUAUAUUUGAUGUAAUUUUAGGCUAAGCUGCUGUCAAGGCUUGUUUUUGUUUUUGACAGUUCAUUUGGAAGAAGAAGAAAAAAAAAAUAAGUUUUUUCUUUUUUUAAUUAAUUUGUUGGUUUUUCAAUCGCACUUUAUAAUUUACACCAAGAAUUUUUGUGCUUUGUUUUUAUUUUUAUGAUCAUUUUGGCAGCUUGUUUUUGCUUUUUUUUCACUUUGUGUCUUAAAAAAAAAAAGAAAUACAGCCCAAAAAAUUAGCUACACAACACGAUUAGCCAGAGCUAGCUCGCUGCUGACACGUCAUUUGGGAACCAACACUAGAUUUACUACAAAAAAAACAACAACAGAAAAAAACAAAAACAUUUUUUAAAACACAAUUUCAUCACAAAACAUUUUUUUUCCCAUGCUGUCACUGAGCUAGCUUUUGUUUUUGUUUGUUUUUUUUUUUUUCAUCCUCUAACCGACACGGACGCGCGCGAGAACAACAACAACAACAACAACAACAAUUUUUCCCCUUCAUUAUUAUUUUUAUUUUUAAUUUUUCUCACUUUUUUAUAACAUUACUAACAUUACAUCGGUGUUAUUGUUGAACAUGGCCGCCAUCGGGAUGGUGCAGAUGUUGAUCGAAGCUGCUGAGUAUCUUGAUCGUAGAGAAAGAGAAGCAGAACACGGGUACGCCUCGAUGUUACCGUUCACCAGCCACAAAGACAGGGACGGCUCCAAGCGGAAAAAUAAAAGCAAGAAAAAUUGCAGCAGCAGGUCUACGCAUAACGAGAUGGAGAAGAACAGGCGGGCACAUUUACGGCUAUGUUUGGAACGCUUGAAGUCCCUCGUGCCUCUGGGACCAGACUCCAACCGGCACACCACCCUUAGCCUACUAAUGAAGGCCAAGGAUCACAUCAAGAGGUUGGAGGAUAGCGAGAGGAAGGCACAGCACACAAUAGAUCAGCUGCAGCGGGAGCAGAGGCACCUGCGCAGACGGCUGGAGCAGCUGGGAGUGGAGCGCACGCGCAUGGACAGCAUGGGGUCCACCUUCUCAUCAGACAAAUCCGACUCUGACCAAGAGCUGGACGUGGACGUGGACGUGGACGUGGAGGGUACGGACUACCUGCUGGGCGAUCUGGAGUGGAGCACCAGCAGCGUGAGCGACUCAGACGAGCGAGGCAGCCUGAGGAGCAGCUGCAGUGACGAGGGCUACUCCAGCCACGCCAGCCUGCGCCGCCUCGCCACCACUCAGGAGAAAACUCUAAGUCUAUAAGAGCACACCCACUCCCACCUGACCUCCAUCUCCACCACCACCUCCACCACUCACUCACUCACUCGAUCGAUCGAUCUCCAGCGCCGGAGCGCGACGACGUGAACUGCGAUCCGACGUACGGAACGUUCCAGAAUAAGAGCGCUCGCGUGCUCUCUUGCUCUGUGACGCCUCGUACAUACGAUCCAGACCAAAACGAAGGCUUCUUCUCCAAGAAGGAAGAAAAUGACGCAGUCUCACGUAUCCGCUCCUCCUACACCUUCCUACCUUCACCGUCCAAUCAGCCUCCAAGGACGUCCGUCUAGUCGUCCAAUCAGAUCCUCCCUACCUCGCUUUUGUCCUCUGCUCCUCGUCCUCCGACAACAAACACGUGUUCUUAUCGUACCAGAGAAUGUUUCUCAUUACCACGCCCACUGCCUACGCCGACUCUCCUCCGCCUUCCAUCAUCCACCAAUCAGAUCAGGACGUUCCAGACACAGGGCUAGGUCACCUGACCGGUCAGCUGACCUAUCACAGCAUGGAAUUUUGCACUUAAAAGCAGCCUCUCGGUGUGAGCCGGCCCCCUUCGCCGCAGAUCCGUGAGCGACGUAUGUUUUAUUUCCCGAGAUCAGCGCCAGAAGGUCGGCUUUUACCAAAGAUCACACAGCAGGAAUGUUUUUGUUUAGUUUUUUUUUUAUUUUUUGUUUUUUCCUCGUGUCACAAAAAAAUACAGCAGCAACAACAACAAAAAAUAAAAAGAAAGGUGUACCGUCAUCGUUCUCGUCGUCAUCAUCGUUGUCAUCGCGAUCGACUUCUCGCUCCUCUGCUCUCCAGAGGGAUCGCAGCUACUCUAGUUCCAGUAUCAGGUGUAGUCUUUAAGCUAGUCUUAAAUUAAGAUAAUAAUCUUCCUGCACUGUCCCAGUGUCCGAACCCUGACCCCACUCCCAAAACCACCACCGAGCCGUGGGACGGUUACCUAGCAACGAUGUGAUGUGAUGUCAUUCUCCUCAACAACCACUACUGCUCGACUACUGCUGGUGGAGGAGUACAGCGAGACUUUGUUUUCUCUCUCAAUCAAUCAAACCUUGCUAGCACGGCUGGACGCGAAUAUCCGAUAUCAGCGCUCACUCGUUUAGCGCCGUUUGUUCAAGGAGCUCGGGAUCGAGGGUAAGCGGUUGGUAUCGAAAACCGAAUGUAACUAACGUCAAGCAGGGACACAUCGUUUAAAAAAAAAAAAAAAAAAAAAAAAAAAAAUGGACUUCGCAAGGAGACAUCAUCGGGACGUUUCGGUGCUGCUGAUGACGUGGCACCUCGAUAUAUAUUUUUUUCUUUUCUUUUUGUUUUUUUGUUUCGACGUGAGGAACGUGUCGCAUCGCAGCAUGAGAUUGUCGCGGGACUGACGGGUGGGUGAAAAAUGAGAAAUCUGUAUUUGUGUCGUUCCAUCUCUUCCUCUCUGGUCUAAGGACAGUGGCUGCGAGUGUGUAUUUUGUAUUUUAUUGUGUGUUGUUUUUAUUUUUUUUUCUCCCCCGUAAAAAGAGGAAAUAAGGAAGUAAGCACAUUCCACUACCAAACAGGAAGUCAGUUAGCAUUAUUAUAAUAAGGUGCUCGGAAUUAUGGGAAGGCGAUAAAAAAGGGCUUUGGUUUUGAACCGACAGGGCUGACCUUCUUUCUCUGUGUGUGUGUGUGUGUGUGUGUGUGUGUGAGAGAGUGAGUGUGAGAGAGUGUGUGUGAGUGUGUGUUCGCACGCCUGCCGUCCUUCUCUGCCGAGACGCUGAAACUGUUUAUCUUUUCAACAUCGCAUUUUAUGUAUAUAGUUUACAGAAAUAUAUCUAUCUAUACAUCUAUACGUAUCACAAAGUAUUUAUUUAAUCCAAAUAUAUGUCACAGAUAAAUAUAUAAGUUUAUAUAUAUAUAUAUAUAUAUAUAUAUAUAUAUAUAUAUAUAUAUAUAUAUAUAUAUAUGUAUAUAUAUAAAACAAAAAAAAAAGAGAAGAGUCUAUUUAAAGUCGUAUUUUCCUUAGUGGCUUGAGUUAUCCCAGUGGGUUUUAUUUUUAUUUUUUUAUUUUUCUCUCUCGUUCUAAACGUGUAGUUUUAUUUGCACAGAUUAUCUACAGUGUAUAUGGACAUGGAUUUAGAGCUCUGUUGUAUUUAGGCUAUUUGUGUACAUCCUGAAAUGACCUUGUGCUGUUAUGGCUGUUAAAUGUGUUCGAUUCUUUCCUUUCAUUUGCAGAUAUGAAAAAUUUAUCUAAAUAUAAAUAAAUAUAUAUAUAUUGAGAAAGAGAAAUAAAUGUGCAUAAAAUGUGACAGAAUGGAAAAAAGUGCGUAAAGGGAAAGUAGUUUGUUUGGUGACGUCGUAGCGAUGGUAGUCAGGGAAAAGCAUGUCGCCUGAUUCGGAAACGAAUUAAACGUACGAGAUGCGCGUAAAGCUUCAGAGUUGUCUGAAUGUAGAUGUAGAUUUUAUUUAUUUUUUACUAGUGCAGCUCAAAGAUGAGACAAAACCACGGAAAACCUUAGCGAGCUGAAAGAAAUGCACCAAAAAAAAAAACUUUAAACAAAUAAAAUAAACAAACUUUUUAAAAAAAAAAAUAUAUAUAUAUAUGUAGGAUUGUUUAAUAUGUGGAAUUUUGAAUCACUUUAAAAAUCAGCCCCGCCUUUCCCCCAAAAAAAAAAAAAAAAAAUGUAGCGUGUUUGAGAUGUAGCGCCGAGACGAGACAUGAUUGUUGGACUGGGAAGGGGUUUGGGUUUGUGUGUGUGUGUGUGUUUGUAUUUUCACUCGUGUAUGUGUGUGUGUGUGUGUGUGUGUGUGUGGGGUCACUGUCUACAGACGGAGAGAAAGGGUUUCGGACGAGGGUUUCGUUUUUGGCGAUGCCGGGUUCUUCGAAGCUGUUUGUAUGGAUCUGCUUUUGUCUUGAUUUUAUUUGUUACGAGUGAAAGGUACAAAGUCCAUUUCCUUCCCAACGUGUCUAAGAACUGGUGUAAUAAUAGUGGUUCUACACACACACACACACACACACACACACACACACACACACACACACACACACACUUAAACCCACCCUGCCUUUUGAUGACUCCUUUAUCCUUUAUUGUACUUUAUUUGUGAUGUGUGUGAGCGUUUCGUCUCUCUGCCCUCCUUCAACACCAGCGCAGAGAGGAAAAAAAAUAAAACUCUGGAACAUUCUGUGAAAGACUAAAAAAAAAAAAAAAAAAAAAAAAAGGGCGCGUUUGAGUAACGCAGGCUUUUACACCCAUCUGUGCAGAUUUGCGAAUCAUAAUCAUUAGCUGAAAUGCACAGGAUUUGCACAAACGCCCUGCGUGGCUCGAGCGCGCCCCGGGGUGCUGACACACACUCGUGGUUUUGCUCGAGAACAAACCCCCUUUUUUUUUUUUAAUCCUUUUUUUUUUUUUUUUCUUGUUUUUGAAAUCCUGUGCCACCUUCAACCCUGCAGCUAACGUCCAGGGGCCGUGAUGGAUGUUUGCACUCCUUCGAUGUGUACAUGUACGGGGGUUGUGAACUCUUAAUACCAAAAUGGCUAAAGCCUUAACGACGUGCAGACGUACGGACAUUUAAAAAAACAAACAAAAAAACAAUGUAUGUACGAUCUGUUUUGGAAAGCAAACCCAUCGCAAAGUCAUUCCCACUGAUUGUGACUGUGUCUCAGGUGUGUUCUCCUACUAACCAGACACACACUUUAAAAAAGCUACUGCCUCUAGGACAGCUACAUGUCUGUUUUUUUGGGGUUUUUUUUGCGUUCUAUCGAAAUUAAAAUGGGACGUUUUUAACGCUGUUACUUUGUUUGAAACAACAACAACAACAAAAAAAAAAAAUAGAAAACGCGGGCUGUUUGGAUGUUGCCUACUCAGUUGUGGUCAAAACCGAAUGGAGAAGAAAAACAUCAGCAACAAUAUGUACAUGUAUUGAGUUUGUUACUCUUUGCUAGUAACAUCUGAAAUAAAAAACAAAGCAAAACACCACA
Pangasianodon hypophthalmus (striped catfish) is the source of this 5730-nucleotide messenger RNA. It is a transcript of the gene mxd1, whose product is annotated as MAX dimerization protein 1. The record is from RefSeq and is a predicted model, not a curated record. The transcript has 6 exons. The coding region runs from base 1113 to 1778 and encodes 221 amino acids. NCBI's taxonomy places the organism in Eukaryota, Metazoa, Chordata, Actinopteri, Siluriformes, Pangasiidae. Gene Ontology annotation, biological process: negative regulation of transcription by RNA polymerase II. Gene Ontology annotation, molecular function: protein dimerization activity; DNA-binding transcription factor activity, RNA polymerase II-specific; RNA polymerase II cis-regulatory region sequence-specific DNA binding.